AUGAAAAACGAGACAACAUAUAACGAGAAUAUAAGUGAUAAUAAGCAAUCUUCAUUAAAACAAGAUACUAUAGCACGCUUAAAGUUACCAGAUAAACGUGCAUAUUUUAACAAUUUUAUAAUAGAAAAAUUUAAUAGCAUAAGUGAUAUUAGCUUAUAUUUAAGAGGAACAAAUAACAUAGAUGAAAAUGCCAAUGAAGAAGAGCAGGAUGAUUUGUAUCUUGGUGGCUAUAAUACAGUUGCAAAUGAUGAUCAUGAGAGGAGUCCAAAUUUGAGAAGUGCAAAUGGGAGAAGUAACAGAAUUGGUGAUAAAAGAAUGAGAGGUGGAAGAAUGAGAAGUGGUAGUGUCAGAAGUGACAGCGUUAUUACUAGUAGCAUCAGGAGGGAUAGAGUAAGAAGUAGAAACGUGAGAAGUAACAGCAUGAGAAGUAGCAUAGUGGGGAAUAAAAAAAACAGUGACAUGAAUCGUAUAACUAGUAAUCACGUCAGUGACAACCACGUCAUCAGUAACCGCAUCAGCAGUAACCAUAUCAGCAGUAACCACAUCAGUAGUAACCACAUCAGUAAUAAUCGAGUAAGGAGAUCACUUGAUAGCUAUCCCCAAGUGACAGUUAACAGAUCGUUCAGUAGCCCAUCUCUUACCAAACGGUCCUGGAGCGAUCAAACAAGUAGCAACAGUAAGAGGAAAAAAUUAGAAAGUAACGCAGAAGGGAGACGUCAGAAGAAAUUAGAGACGAAAAAUACAUCAAGAAAAAAAAAUAAUACAGGAAGAGGAAAGGAACAUAAAAAAAGGAGGAGCAGAAGUGAUAUUAGCCAAGGAGAUAGAAGAAAAAAAAAAAAAAAAAAAUCUAAUGAAAAAAGGGAAAUUAGAAAUGUGAAACAAGGUCUUGGGAUAAGGAAUAAUAUCAUAAAUAAGAACACUUCAAAAGGUAAGAAUAAAGUGGUUAAUAAUUUCUCAAUUAGGAAAAAUAGACAAAUGAAAAGAAGUCAACAUUCAUCCACAAGCAGUAAUAAUGAUGAUGAAUUCAAUGCAAACAAACGUAUUUUGGAUAAAAUAUUUUUAUCAUUAAAAAGAAAAGGAAAUACAAAUGAAUACAUAAAUAACAGUUUUUAUAUAGAAUGUGAUGAUAUCUUAGAAAUAGAUUCAGAUAUGGAAGAAGAUACAGAUGUUGAACCUUCAAUUCAUGAUGCUCCGGAUGGUGGCCCUAAUACAUAUGCUGAAGCGAUAGUACCUUAUAAUCCUGUGAAGCCGAACAAAAAUUUACACCUUACAGAAGAGGAUUUCUAUAGCAUAUCUAAAAGUUCCAGUAAGAUGAAUAAAGAGAGGGAAGCUAUAGACAACUUUUAUAAAUAUAAACCUAUACAACAUAGGAAGAAUCACGAUUUGAGUGAAGUAAAAAAUGGAAAAAUCUUUUCAUCUCCAAAAAAUUGUAACCAAAGUGUAGAAUAUGAUUGCAUAGGUUUCGUGUGUGAUGAAGAAUACAUGUGCCAAAAUUUACACUUUGAUGAAAAUCAUGUUGAAAGUCCUGAUAGAAUAAAAUGCAUUAUAAAAAUUUUGAAAGAAAAAAAUGUAAUAAAUAAAAUGGUACAAAUAAAAUGUAGAGAAGCAUUAUUUGAAGAAAUUAAAGAAUGUCAUUCGACAAGUCAUAUUAAUAACAUAUUUUAUUCAUUAAAAAGAAUAUUAAAAUAUAAAAAAAAAGAUGUUAUAUAUCCCUUUGACAAACAUGACACAUAUUAUACUUCUUACACGGGGACAGUUUCGAAGCGAGCUGUUGGAGGCCUCCUAAAUUUAUGUGAUGCUAUAUUAUCAAAUAAAAAUGAAAAAUUUAAAUACAUUGACUUUAAAAAAUCAUUUAGAUAUAAUUACAACUUUUUUAAAAACAUUCCUCCAAGUAGUGUAAGAAGAUACAUGGGAAACAAAAUUAAUCAUUAUAAUCAUUUGAAACGCUCCAAAUCUGAAAGUAAUCUGCAUGUAAUGCACCACUUUCAGCACAACGAUUCAAAUCAUCACCUCGAUUUUGAUAUUCCUUAUAAAGGAAAUAAUAGUAAUAUUAAAUGUGAUAAAUAUAAGCAACAAUCCAAUAUCCCAUUUAAAAAAAUUAACAAUAAAACAGUCAGCACAUCUAACUAUUGCUACAAUAGUAACCAAGCUUAUGAUAUGAUCACUCCAAAUGAGAAUAUUUCUAUCCCUCAUAAAAAUAAUAAGGAAGAGAGUGUUCUCAGGCUAUGUGAAGUGAGUUCACCUCAAAAACAGAAGAGCUUGAUAGAUGAAGCAAUUUCUUCAAUAAAUCAGCCAACCGACGACGUCGAAUUAGAUGAUAAUGUAUCCAAAAAUACAUGCGCAGAUAAUAAUCCUUCAAAUAAAGAAGAAUUUCCCGUUUUUAAUAAACUUUAUAGAAGUUAUUCAACCACCAUGUGUAACGUUAAAGAAUGCACAAAUAAUAGCAAUUCCUUUACAGAUAUUAAUUGUGGUUUUGCUGCAAUAAGACCUCCAGGUCAUCACUGUAGUAGAAAUAAUCCAUCAGGUUUUUGUAUAUUCAAUAAUAUCAGUGUGGCAUGCAAAUAUAUUUUUAAAAAAUAUGGAAUAAGGAAAAUUUUCAUUUUUGAUUGGGAUGUACAUCAUGACAAUGGAACACAGGAAAUUUUUUAUAACGAUAAAGAUGUUUUGUGCUUUUCAAUUCAUAGAUUUGAUAAGAAAAAGUCUAAAGGGCAAAAGAGGAAAAGUAGACGAUGUCUUAACACAUUAGGUGGAAAGACAUCUAAUGGAGAAAAGGGGAAGAAUCGAGAUGGCUCAGAUGACAAUGGAAAAAGUAUCAGGAAUCGAAAAGGAGAGAACAACAAAAGUGGUAGUAAAGGAUUUAAGGUGAGUUCUAAUGGGAAUGCCAAAUCAGGAACAAUUCCAGAUGAUGGAACUAGUGAAGUUAAUGGGGAAUUGACAUGUUCCAGUUCAAGCGAUUCUUCUAACGGAAUUAUAAAUAAAUCUUUGAAUUCGGAGAAGAAAAAAGAGAAAACACAAAAGAGGAAUAUGAACAUGAACACGAGUAUGAGCACGAACACGAGCUCGAAGAUGAACGCAAAGACGAAGACAAUGAGGAAGAAAAAGCCCAAAACUAAUAGGAAGUACAAGAGGAAUCUUAGAUCAUAUGAAGAAAAUUUGUUUUACCCAAGAACAGGAGCCAAAAGUGAACUGGGGAGUAAAAACGGGUACAAGUUUAACAUCAAUGUACCGCUAGAAAAAGGAUACAACAAUUGUGAUGUUUAUUAUGUUUUUAAGUAUUUACUGUUGCCCAUUUUGGAAAAUUUUCAACCAGAAUUUAUUUUUAUAUCAUGUGGGUUUGAUGCAUCCAUUAAUGAUCCUUUAGGGGAGUGUAAUCUCACGCACAAUUUCUAUCAAUGGAUGACAUUGCAGUUAAAACAUUUCGCAAACAUUUUUUGUAAAGGAAGAAUAAUCUUAGUCUUAGAAGGUGGAUACAACUUAAAUUACCUUCCCAAAUGUACUUUAGCAUGUAUAAAAGCAUUAAUUAAAAAGAAUAAAAAUCGAAAAAUGCAAUAUCAGAUAGCACAUGAAUCGGACACAACUGCACAGUUAGCUAAGGAUGAAAGAACAACUACAGAAGGUGCCUUAGAAAAGGUAUCCAAUGUCUCACAAUCAAAAAAAGAAAUUAUUUCAAAUGGUAAUAAUACGAAUAAAUCAAACGAAGUAGUAAAUAAAAAUGCUGCAGAUAAUUCGAAGGAUUCUAUAUUUAAGAAGAUGGAAGAUUGGAGACAAGUAAAACAUGGGAAUCUCAUUAAUAAUAGUAAUAAAGAAUGUGAUCAUAUUAAUUUUUAUAAAUUUAAAAACAAUACUUGGCACAAUAAAAAUUCAUAUGAACAGUUUAAACAUUCUGGUGGAAAAACAUACACAACUAACAUAACAUCAAAAAAAAAAGAAUUAAUUACAGCAGGAAAAUUACACUACUCAACAUAUAAAGUAAUAAAAUAUUUUUUAUGUAUACUGAAAGGAGACCCAUUCCAUUUAAAUAUUAAAUUGCCACCUUAUAACACAUUUAUGAAAAAAAAAGGAUUUGAAAAUAAAAAAAUAAGUCGUGAUCGUACUAUUAAUAUAUACAGUAGAUCAAAUGACAGAAAUGAUAAUAGUCCUCAAGGGGAUAGCUACUCUAAUAAUGAGGAUGGUAAUUGUGUAGUUGAUCAAUAUGGAAAGAAUUGUUACCAUCAUGAGGACACUCUUAUCGAAGGGGAAGAAAACUCUGGUGGUGCAUUAUUAAACUUUUAUGUUAAUGAAAAUGAAAAAGAAUAUAAUAAAUACCACCAGGAAAAUAUGAAACAAUAUCCACAAUCAUCUACAACCAUGUCAAAUUUGUCAAAUAGCGAUUUAUACAUAUCUAAUGAUGAACUAGAGCAACACAGCCAAAGCUCUGAUAGUAGUAUGAACAAUAGACGAAAGGUAAUUAUGCUGAAUAAGUUAAAAUUGAAAUUGAAUAAAUCAUCUAAUAUGAUGAACAACUCACCUACUGGAUACUCAUCAUCCAUCUCUAAAAUGACAAAAAAAAGGAAAAAACAGAAGAAUAAUUUUCAUGUAUCAGCUGAUAAGAAUAAAAAUAUGAAGGAAAUCGAUAUAUGGAAUCACUCAGAAAUCCCCAAAGAGAAUAAUAACAUAGAAGAAGUCAGUGAUAAAAAUAGUAAUGAAAAUGACACAAUUGAUAAUUGUGUAAGAGAUCAAAGGGUAGAGGAAGAGGAUGCUCUCAAUAUGCAACACUCUACAAGUAUGAAUCAUACCCCUAACAUGGAACAAUUAUCAAUUAUCUUACAGGAGACUGAUGAAAAUGAUUCUCAUCUGAAUUGUGACCUUACGAACUUGAAAUAUUGUAAAGAUCAGUUACAAAACUCGUUUACCAUGUAUACGAAGCGAAAAAAAGGAUUCAUAUUUUUUUAUUGUAGUGGACAUAGGAAUCAGUGGGUAUUACCAAUACAUAAGAAAAUCAUGAGAAUAAUAAAACUUUGUUCUGAGUUAGAAGCAUAUUUCUAUGCAUGGUUAUAUCUAUGCUGUGGUAAAGAAAUAUGCAUUUCAGAAACCAUGUCUGAUUAUUCAGCAGUACUUGAAGACAAAGUAAGAGUUAAUAAUCUCUCUUUGAAUGUAGUUUUUUCCGAAGAACAAAAAAAACAUGCUAAGGAAUUUAUAAAGUUUACUGUUCCAUGUUAUUAUUCUUUCUUGAGGAGAAAUCAAUUGUUCCAAUUGGGUUAUCGAAAAGGGGAGUCAUAUCAACUCCAAUGUGAAUUGGAAAAUGAAGUACAAAUAAUGCAAAUGAUAAAUGCAGUUAAAACAAUUAAACCAGUUAAAGAGACAAAUGCAGGUGAUCAUGUCGAAUUCCUAGAAGGAAUAAAUGAAACAAAAGAGAAUGAAGUAGUAGCUAAUCACAAUAAGAGUUUUAUCGAGGAUUCCAACAUAUAUCCAAACGAUUGUACACCAGAUAGAGAAGAGGUGAAGAAGGAAAUUGAUAAGAACGGAGAUGUAAUAGAUAUAGCUGAUGAAGUAGACGUAGCUGAUAAAGUAGACGUCAAUGAUAAUGUAAAUGUGGCUAAUAAUAUGAACGUAGCUGAUGUAAUAGACAUGACUGAUGAAAACUAUGACAGGGAAAAGAAUAAUACAAAUCAUGAAAAUCACAAGAUAAACAAUAGCAAUAAGGGCAUUGUCCAUACUUUGGGGAAUUAUGAAUACGGUGUCGUUAUAGUAAAUUCGGACGAAAUACACACGAAUCCAAGUGAAUGUGACAAAAACAAAAGCCACGAUUUUUCUGAACACAAUGAUAAUGAGAAAAAUAGGAUAGAGUCAAAAAGUAGUAACCCUAUGAACAGUAAUAUCAGUAUAAUAAAAAUGGAUGAAGAAGUUUUAAAAAAGGACAAAAAUAUUGAAUUGGAUCAAGAGAAUGGAAAAUUACGCUUAAAAAUGAAUCAUUCAGGGAAAAAUUUAAAUGGUGAUGAAGAGAAAACUGCCAUUUGUUUAGCGAAUGUGUUAUGCAGAAUGAGGCAUCCAUGUGUUAUGGACAUAAAAAUGGGAGCCAGAUUAUAUGGUGAUGAUUGUGAUGAAGAAUCCAUACAAAAAAAAAUUCAAAAGGCAAAAAUGAGGUCGUGUUUGUCACAUGGAUUUCAUUUAACAAGUAUAAUAGGAUGGAACAAAAAAAAACAAGAACCAUUUUUCACAUCAAAGGAAGAUGCACAUUCGGUAAAAAAGGAUGAUGAUUUUGUAGAUAUUUUUAAGUCGUAUUUUUUAGCUUGCGAUAAUGUGCAUAUUUCCAUACUUUUGUUAAAAAAAUUACUCCUGAUAUUAGAACACAUGAAGAAUUUUUUUGAAACACAGCAAUUCUUUGUUUUUUAUGGAGCUAGCUUGUUAUUUGUUUUUGAUUCUGAUCCCUCUAAAAAUGAGAACGAUCUGGAGGGAAGUAUAGAUGUAAAGGGUAAUAUAACUUGUGAGAUGUCAGCCGCGACAUCUGAUCAUCUACAUACUUUUGAGAAAUUUAUAAACGGCCAAGAAAGAGACAUAACCGAAAUAAAUAAUGAUAACUUGGACCAAAAUUCAAUGAAAGAAAAGAAAAAUAAAGAAGAAAAAUUCAACAAAUGGAAAGAUGAAUAUUACGAAGACAUUUUUAACUUUAAGGAGAAAAUUCAGAAUAUUUUUGAACAGUCACUAACAUUAGAAGAAAAAAACAUUUAUAUGCAAUCAAAAUUAAAUAGCAAAAUUUUGAAAAGUGCAACUAUAUAUAUAAUCGAUUUUGCCCAUGCUAAUUUUAAUAGAAAUGAAAAAGAUGAUGGUUUCUUAUUAGGAAUAACAUCCCUUCAUCGUAUCAUGAGAAAAACGAUUGAAAAAAUUCAAUCUCUUUAUCUUAUAUAA
This is a messenger RNA of Plasmodium gonderi, 6885 nucleotides long. Its product is annotated as histone deacetylase 2. The transcript has a single exon. The record is from RefSeq and is a predicted model, not a curated record. Gene Ontology annotation, biological process: inositol phosphate biosynthetic process. Lineage: Eukaryota; Apicomplexa; Aconoidasida; Haemosporida; Plasmodiidae. Bases 1 to 6885 code for a protein of 2294 amino acids. Gene Ontology annotation, molecular function: kinase activity.